AAAGCACUCGGCUGUGUGCUGCUCCCUAGCCUCCCUUGUCCCUCGCCUCCCACCUGAUCUCCUCUCCUCCUCUUCCUCCUCCUCCUCCUCCUCCUCUGGUUCAUCAUGACCUCCACCCUGGAGAUGCUGCCCCCCGACCCGGAGCUCAGUCCGGAGCGACUGGACGGCUGUGAGGACUUUGGCGGACGCUACAAUGUUGUUCCCUCGGUGAUCUGCUCCAUGUGCUGCCUCUUCGGCAUCAUCUACUGCUUCUUUGGGUACCGCUGCUUCAAGGCGGUGAUGUUCCUGACCGGCCUGAUGUUCGGCUCCGUGGUGAUUUUCAUGCUCUGCUACAAGGAGCGCGUCCUGGACACGCAGCUGAGCAUGGAGGCGUCGGUGGGCAUCGGGCUGGGCAUCGGCACGCUGUGCGGCCUGGUCACCAUGCUGGUGCGCAGCGUGGGGCUCUUCAUGGUGGGGCUUCUGCUGGGUCUCCUGGUGGCCGUGGCUACACUGGUGGGCAUGGAGGAGCUCUCCGACAGCCCCCCUCGCUCCGUUUGGGUCCCUCUGGGCGUCCUGUUGGGGCUCGGGAUGCUCUUCGCCGUGCUCGCGCUCCAAUGGCAGCGCCUCUUCACCACGUUCUCCACCGCCAUGUUCGGGGCGGCCGUCAUCACGGUGGCGGUGGACUACUUCGUGGAGCUCUUCGCCCUCGUGCUGUACAUGUACGAGCGCCUGAAGGCAGCACCGGGGAAACCUGUGUGCUGGGUGACGUGGGUGGUGCUGGGGGUGUGGCCCGCCCUCACCCUGCUGGGGGUCAUGGUGCAGUGGAAGGUCACCGCCGAGGGGUACUCCCACACCAAGGAAGGGCUGAGCCCUGCAGCCUACUGCGGGCCACCCCAGCCUCAGAAAAUAGAGCGGGACCACCUCCCCACACAAGUCAGAGAAACUCCCAACAUCCUCCCCACGAGAGUCCUAGGACUCACCAGGACUAGCGACACUCGCAACCACCCGGCGCACAAUGCGGCCAGCAUGGGAUACAGGUGGUGGCACCACCCCAGAGGGACCAGGUCCGCUGGGUGGCCGACGUGGACGUGGACGGAGAGGGCCUUUGAGACCUACAUCGAGACUCCUCCCGCCUCUUUAUACGGCAUCGCUGGGAUGGCCCCUUCUCCUGCAGCCACAGCAUCGCUGCCUACCCCAACCCAAACGCCGCCAUACGCCGAGUCCCACCUCACGAACCGGACUACCAACGACGACCUCCUGACGCAGAAGAAAGAAGAAGAACAAAGCUAUCGCCAGCAGGGAGACGCGCCUAGGAGUAGUGGACGUAGGAGGGAGACGACGGCCGACUACUAG
Molecule: messenger RNA, 1332 nt
Organism: Notothenia coriiceps (black rockcod)
Lineage: Eukaryota; Metazoa; Chordata; Actinopteri; Perciformes; Nototheniidae
Product: transmembrane protein 198-B-like
Exons: 4
Coding region: 106-1332 (408 amino acids)
Biological process (GO): positive regulation of canonical Wnt signaling pathway
Cellular component (GO): plasma membrane; cytoplasmic vesicle
Source: RefSeq, a predicted model, not a curated record